UAGUAGCAGAGUUCAUGCUGUUGCUCCCACUUUCCGGAGGUAACACAGCUCUGGCGGGAGCCUCUCCCAGGGAUCUCUCGGAGGCAGAGCUAAGGUCCCACGGAGCAGAAUUCACCUCUGGGGAGUCAACCCAAAGUCUAAUGAAGUUAAUAAGUAGCUGCAAUGCUUCAAAAACACUAAAUGCCAAUAAUAUGGAGACAUUAAUUGAAUGUCAAUCAGAGGGUGAUAUCAAGGAACAUCCUCUGUUGGUAUCAAGUGAGAGUGAAGAUAGUAUAUGCCAGCUGAUUGAGAUUAAAAAGAGAAAGAAGGUGUUGUCCUGGCCCUCUCUGAUGAGGAGACUUCCACUUUCCUCAGAUUUUUCGGGAGCUUCAGAGCCAGAAUUGAAAGCAUCACUGUUUGAUCAGCCCUUGUCUGUUAUCUGUGAUGAUGAUACACUCCCCAGACCCAUCCAGGAUAUUCUCGCUAUUCUGUACCUUAAAGGCCCUUCCACUGAAGGAAUAUUCAGAAAAGCAGCCAACGAGAAAGCCCGUAAAGAGCUAAAGGAAGAGCUCAAUUCAGGAGGCAUAGUGGAUCUGGAAAGUCUGCCUGUGCACCUCCUGGCUGUUGUCCUUAAGGACUUCCUUAGGAGCAUCCCCCAGAAGCUGCUCUCCUGUGACCUGUUCGAGGAGUGGAUGGGCGCCCUGGAGAAGAAGAGCGAGGAGGGCAGGAUUGAGGCCCUGAAGCAGGUUGCAGACCAGUUGCCCCGGCCCAACCUCCUGCUGCUCAAGCCCCUACUAUCCAUGCUCUACUGGAUCAGCAAGAACUCCGAGACCAGCAAGAUGGAUGCCAGCAACCUUGCCAUCUGCGUGGGACCCAGCAUGCUGACCCGAGGCGAUGCCCAGAGCCUGUCCUUAGAGGCCCAGAAAGACUUGAACCAUAAGGUUAACACACUGGUGGAAUUCCUCAUCGAUAACUGCCUUGAAAUGUUUGGGGAGAACAUUCUGGCACACUCCAGGAUCACUUCUGAUGACUCCCUGGAACACACUGACAGUUCAGAUGUGUCCACCCUGCAGAACGACUCAGCCUAUGACAGCAAUGACCCCGAUGCCGAGGCCAGCAGCAGGGUCAGCUCUCCCGGCAGGCAGCCCCAGGCGGCCGCAGAGCCCAGGGACCUGCAGCAGACGUGGGAGCUGAGUCCGGAGUCCACGGCGAGUGCGGUGACCCGGCUGAGGAACGCGCUCGGCCACCCAGAGAGGAGCCACUCAGAACCCAGCGUGUGGUCCUCACUGGGCUGCCUGGAGGGCAGGGACCCGGCCCCCACGCUCCCCAGCAGCAACGCUGACCCCACCGUGGCACCUGCAGGUUCUGGAUUGGAAAGUGAAGACCCCGAAGACCCAUUCCCAGAGGAGGUGUUUCCUGCCAGUGAACGCAAACAGCAGGGACCACCCGGCCUGAGCAGGGAGAACGUGGCUCAGGACUCGGGGUCCCCGUGCGGCCUGGCGCCCAAAGCCCCGUCCAGCGGCUCUCUGGAUGCCUCUUCUGAAGGCUCACCCCUGCCUUCUCCUGCCAGUCCCAAAAGAAAUCUCUUCACCAGACACAGGUCUUUCACCAAGGGCGAGAAGAGCAAGCCCAGCAGAGAAAUCAAAAAACACUCCAUGUCGUUCUCCUUUGCCUCUCACAAGAGAGGGCUGACUAAGACCCCCAGCUUCAGCUCUGUGAAGUCCAAAGACGUCUCCAAAGACCAAGUCAGCAGGGGCUUCAAAAAGGAAAUCCAGCUGGCUGGCCGGAUCAUUCGGGAAGGCUGGCCUGAGAGCCACAGCCACCCAGCUCUGGACUUCAGCCCCAGGCCCUGUGCCCUUUCCACAGAGGAGGUGUUCCGGCUGGUGGAUGAGAGGAGCCCUGGAAAGCCACCCUCUUACCAGGAGGCCAUCCGGUGCCGGGCACCCGAGCUUGCGGCCUGCGGGGGCCAGACGGUGGACAGCAUGAGGGCCUGGAUGCUCAGCCUGGAGGUCCAGCCACCACCCGCUCUACCCCAUCUCCCCAGAGGGGAGUCAAGGACUCUGUGCAGUCAGGAGCCACUUGGCGGGCACAGGACUGAGAGCUGGGAACAGAAGGGAGCCGACUGCGCAUCCACGGAGCCCACAGGCCAUGUGACUGUCACACGGAGACCUGAGCUGCUCCGGCUCAGAACCCUGUCUGAGUCCAGACAGAAGAAUAAGCAGGACUAUCUGGUGCGGACCUGCAGUCAGCCGGUCUUUGAGGCCCACCAGCUCCUGUAUGCCAGAGAAUCCUACAUCUAGGGAGCCAGCCAGAUGCCACGGCCCAGCUCCUGGUGUCUCUGCACAGGCCUCACUCUGCAAAGAACUGCCUCUAGACUGUUUUCCAGAAAGUCGAGAAUAAGCUCCUUCAGAAAAGUUGUGUCAAGCCCUCAGCAGAGGCAGCAACAGACACAACAGCCCUCAGGUGGAAGCUAUGCCCUGAGCCCUGCACCCGUGGCAGGUGUACACAGGUAUCCCAGGACGGCACCAGGUGCAGUGUCUCCACCGAUGAGGACAGACUGUUUGUGAACUUGUAAAUGACCUUGCUGUUGUCUGCCUCCUGCUGAACACUUUUCUAUUGGUUGAUGUUUACAGAUUUUCUUUUUGUCUUUUUAUGUUGCCUCAAAUAUCAUGCUAAUUUUCCACAAACUCCAUUGAGGAGAAAAUGUUUAAAUGUCUGUUAGAAGUUUCCUCCAAUAAGCAGCUUUGUGAUAACCAAUCACCACAGUAAGAAGAAAGAUUGACCGGAAUAGAGGUUAGGGUUUGGAGUCAUGAGAGGCAUGACUCUGUCAUUGGAAAUUUGUGAAAAAUGCUUCAAUAUGUCCUUUUAAUCUAAUUUUAAGUUGGAAUAGAUGGGCUAAAAUGCAUCACAUCAUCAUUAUCUGAAUUACAGCACUGUGAUUCUUUGUAGUUCAGCGUUGUCUCAUCCACACAAGUGGAGCAAAUGGCUUUAUGUGCUUGAAGGUCCUAGAUAAACUUCAGCAUUCCUCACUACAAUAAAUGCCUUCCUUACUUCAAAGUAAAAAUGU
Talpa occidentalis (Iberian mole) is the source of this 3046-nucleotide messenger RNA. RefSeq names its product T cell activation RhoGTPase activating protein (gene TAGAP). NCBI's taxonomy places the organism in Eukaryota, Metazoa, Chordata, Mammalia, Eulipotyphla, Talpidae. The record is from RefSeq and is a predicted model, not a curated record. Gene Ontology annotation, biological process: regulation of Rho protein signal transduction; signal transduction. The transcript is spliced from 10 exons. The coding region runs from base 15 to 2279 and encodes 754 amino acids. Gene Ontology annotation, molecular function: GTPase activator activity.